CUUCCGAUCGAGGUGUGGGAGAAUGGGAUCAACCAUCUGUGGGACGACCAGCGUGCUUUGAGGCGGUGCAGCCUCGUCUGCCGAGCGUGGUACCCUCCCUGUCGCUUCCACUUGCGCAGGGACAUCAGGAUCAGGACUGUCAAGGGAGUG
Messenger RNA from Laetiporus sulphureus 93-53, 150 nucleotides. RefSeq lists its product as uncharacterized. The transcript has a single exon. NCBI's taxonomy places the organism in Eukaryota, Fungi, Basidiomycota, Agaricomycetes, Polyporales, Laetiporaceae. The record is from RefSeq and is a predicted model, not a curated record. Gene Ontology annotation, molecular function: protein binding. The annotation marks the transcript as partial.